AUGGAACGAUCCUCAGUACUCACGUCAACAAAGAGCAUCUGCAAUCAAAUACUACUCCUCGGCGACACCCAUGAUCAACCAAGUCAUCGACCUUGCCGGCUGCCUAUCGAUCAUGCAUUGCGGCCAGAGUGUAACGAGAUUGAUGGGGAGGAUGAUGAUCCUGAUUACACCCCUCUGGCUGAUGUCGCCGAAAUGCAUGAGAGCCCUGUGCGAGAGAGGCCAUCGGACACGCUCGAUCUCACCAUCAAUUCUUUCUUUUUUCCAGUUCUCGUCGUGGUCGCGAACCACCUGUGUCAUCUUCAACAAGAUAAACUUAACUACGUAACCAUCUUCAUCAAACGCUUACAACGAUCUUUUCACAGAGGUUGA
Messenger RNA from Aspergillus costaricaensis CBS 115574, 369 nucleotides. RefSeq lists its product as uncharacterized. NCBI's taxonomy places the organism in Eukaryota, Fungi, Ascomycota, Eurotiomycetes, Eurotiales, Aspergillaceae. The record is from RefSeq and is a predicted model, not a curated record. The coding region runs from base 1 to 369 and encodes 122 amino acids. The transcript is spliced from 3 exons.